Messenger RNA from Oryza sativa Japonica Group (Japanese rice), 870 nucleotides. RefSeq names its product RING-H2 finger protein ATL39. Lineage: Eukaryota; Viridiplantae; Streptophyta; Magnoliopsida; Poales; Poaceae. The record is from RefSeq and is a predicted model, not a curated record.
ACGAGCCAACAACCUAAUCAUCAGAACACUCCAUUUCAGCUGGAUAAAUGUAUAAAACCGCGAGAAGGAGGCCGUGCACGCAAUCUGACAAAACAUAAAUUUGGCUCCUCCAGCUUCUUCACUCUCACCCAAUGCCAUCCAACGCCAUGCCUACCUGAAUUCUUGAGCUCAUCCUCUCCCGGCAUCAUCAUCAUCAUCAUCACCACCACCAUGCGCCUCGAGAUGUCACCCGACAACCUCCUCUUCUUCUGCUCCGUCGCGGCGUCGGCGGCCGCUGGAUUCUGCCUCUUCUCGCUGUACCGGCGGCUCGCGCGGCGGUGCCACCACCACCACGCGGCGCCUGCCGGAGGAUCGGAAGAGGAGGAGGAGGAGCGCCGGCGGCUGACCGCGGUGGCCUCCGGCCUCCCGGCGUUCAUGUACGACCGGCUGGUCCGGCACAGCGGCAAGGGCGCGAGCUGGACGGAGUGCGCCGUCUGCCUCGGCGUCAUCCAUGUCGGCGCCAUGGUGAAGCUGCUGCCGGCGUGCGCCCACAUCUACCACGUCGACUGCAUCGACCUGUGGCUGUCUUCCCACCCGACGUGCCCCCUCUGCCGGUGCAGGGUUGAUCAUCCUGGGCAGGGGCAGGAGACGGCCAGGCAGCUUGCCCAGCUUUCCCCAGCAUAGAUAGAAUUCACCACGUCUGCAAGAAAUGUAUUAGUUAGGAGUUAGGAUUCUAUUGGACUUUUUUCAAGAAAAAAUGUGCAUAUGCCGUGUAUCAAUUGAUGGAUGUGAAUGUAGUACCUGACUGGAAAUGUGGAUACAGUCAUCAGGGUUUCAUGAAUUUCUUCAGAUUGUUAAUAGACUUCAUUGCAAGAUGAGCUUUUACCAGAA